Molecule: messenger RNA, 2669 nt
Organism: Paramacrobiotus metropolitanus
Lineage: Eukaryota; Metazoa; Tardigrada; Eutardigrada; Parachela; Macrobiotidae
Product: neuropeptide F receptor-like
Exons: 4
Coding region: 916-2211 (431 amino acids)
Biological process (GO): G protein-coupled receptor signaling pathway
Cellular component (GO): membrane
Molecular function (GO): neuropeptide Y receptor activity
Source: RefSeq, a predicted model, not a curated record
AUUCUGUACACGCCGGGCUGUUUGGGGUGGAGUUGGCACGAAACGAGAUAAAUAUUACGUCGCACCAUAACACAACAGCAGCUGCAGGACGUGUACUACGCCCGCCGGUCGCGACACUAUGUGCCUAUUUGCGGCUAAAAUGGAUUGGUACAAAAGAUGAAUUCUAAUUAGACCGGAAACGCCCGUAAUCCAGCUUACAUAGUGGACUUACCAAAGGCAAACACAUAUGCACACACUGCAGUGCGCCGGCAUAUAACCAUCGAUAUCGGCAGUCCGGCGUGCGUAUACAGUAUACCAUUCUGCAGUUGUGGGUUGACAGCCCGUGCAUAUAUGCACGCGCACAGUGGUCCCCACCAUUUCCACCCUACCGGAUACUCAAAUAGAUGCUUGCUGUUUCCGGUUAAAAGACUAUCCUUACGGUUGUGCGCUAUUCGCCUCGUUUUACUGCCCAGAUGCAUGAAUGAACAUCAUGAUUGUAUGUCUACAGAAGAAAGUGUACGAUGUGUUUUGGCGGAUCGGUUCGUAAGCGGUUCGCUGUUGUGUCCGUCGAUGCGGAUGUUGUGUCAUAUGCAUAGUCCAUACUGCAUGGUAGAACCGGCAUCAUUUGCAUUUUGACAUUACAGCGUGAAAUUGACGUUGCAUUACUGUUUAGCGACGCGAGCGAAAGUUGUAUACUAGUAUUUUAUUAUUUUGAAAUAAGGACGAGUUAUGUAUGGGAUGGUUACUCGUCUGAAAACGGUUAAUUACGCAUUACGAUCAACGCUGUCAGUCUAGAUAGAAACUGCGUAAUGCUGCAUUUUAUGACUCCCAAAUUGUCCUGCUUGGAUGGAAAUGUAUCGCACAAAUCUUACGGGAAUUAAUUACGAUUCCAAAAGACGAUAUUAAGGAGUUGUUGAUCGUGAUCCUGCAUUAAUCAUGGGAUCGGAAACAUAUCAUUCCCGGCAAGCGGCAGCAGGUGCCUAUUCACCGGGUUUAACCCAAGAGGCACUGUCGAAAGCCGGUGCCAUGAUGGAACUAAUGCCGGAUGGACAGCAUGUACGGAUAUUUGGUCUGAACAAGACCUACGAUCUGGAUGAUCUUAUACCCAACGUGAUCGGUCCAGAUGAAACACUGGGCAAGAACGGAGUGUUGAUUACCGUAGUUGGCUAUAUUUUUGUUUCUAUUAUUGGUGCCUUGGGAAAUGCACUGGUGCUGUUUACAAUUUUUUCCCGACCAAAGAUGCGCAUAAUGCGCCAUGUUUUCAUUGCCAAUCUUGCCGCGUCAGAUUUUGUGUUGUGCUCCAUUACAACACCGCUUACUUUGCUGGAGGUGCUGGGGCAUCCUAUUGGAACGCUAGGAGUGAUGUGUAAAAUUGUACAAGCUCUUCAGGCUACCAGCGUCUACGUUUCUACACUCAGCAUUACGGCAAUCGCAUUAGAAAGAUACAAAGUGAUCGUGUACAGUAUCAACCCGACACCCAGUCGCCGCAUCAUAUUGGCGCUAAUGAUCGGUUUCAUAUGGCUAAUCUCCAUGGCUCUUUCCAUGCCCUUCGUCAUUUUUCGCACCAGUCUCCUGAUCGGCAUCCCCAAUAUCCGUGUGUUUUAUCGCUGUACGGAGGUUUGGCCCAUCACAUACGGACGGGCACUGUACAGUAUCUUCUGUAUGGUCUUCCAGUACUGUAUGCCCAGCUUCAUAAUCGGAAUCGCGCACGUGCAGAUUGUCUUGAAACUGCGUCAUCGUUUCUCCACGCGGUUGGACACUCCGCAGACUCUGUCGGUUAAUGGGCAUCACACCACCACCCAGGAGGAUUCGGAAGUUCUGGAGAUUGUUCGCGGUCGGCGGAAGCGCCAGCGGCGCCGUCAGCGUAAAACCAAUUUACUCCUAUGCAUAAUUGCGCUCAUCUUCGCCAUCUGCUGGCUGCCGUUGAAUGUGGUGAAUAUUAUCGCGGAUUUCAGCAGUGAUCUGUACACCGAGAAUCAGGCCUUAUUUCAGAGAAUCUUUGUCGGCGCGCAUCUGUUUGCCAUGUCCAGUGCGGUAACCAAUCCUAUUCUGUAUGGAUUCUUAAAUGAGAAUUUCCGGAAGGAAUUUCAGGAUGUGUUCUUGUUUUGGGUGAGGUGUCUGUGUGGGAAUAAUGCCUUCGUGCUGAACCACACACGGUUAAACCGGCAUGCAAGUACUGUCACCGAAGUGGCUCUUAAAGACCGGCAUCCCGCCGAGUUAACAGCACUGUGACCUUUUGUCGACCGGAUCUCCCGUAAGCAGAUUAUACGAUUAUGCUCACGCGAUGCCAGAUGGAUGUUUGCAAGCCUACAAUUAUGGCUAAGAAGCGGGAAAAUAUUCAAUACCAACCGUUCGCUAUAGUCCAUUACGACAUUACGUUGUAUGUUGUUCACCAGAUGAGUAGCGAUCAAAGAAUUUUUAUAACGGCAGUCAAGGCAAAGUGGGGGUGUACGCAACUCGUUGCACCAACGAAGCACCGGCAUAAUGCGAAUGUGUGUCUGCAGGCUGAUUCUGCUAAGUACGGUGAUUGGAGUUAUUUCUUUUGUAUAAACCUGUGACUGCACCAUUGUGAAUAAAUUGCUGGUGAUGUUAUAAUGGUUUGAUGCGAAAAGGAGCAAUCAUGCAGUUGGAAAAUUUCAGAAUUGGUUUACCGCAGGUGUAAAGCGAUCAAUACUAAUAUUGUUGCAUAA